Molecule: messenger RNA, 1545 nt
Organism: Alexandromys fortis (reed vole)
Lineage: Eukaryota; Metazoa; Chordata; Mammalia; Rodentia; Cricetidae
Gene: Gdf1
Product: growth differentiation factor 1
Exons: 2
Coding region: 4-1080 (358 amino acids)
Cellular component (GO): extracellular region
Molecular function (GO): growth factor activity; cytokine activity
Source: RefSeq, a predicted model, not a curated record
AAAAUGCUCCCUGUCCGCCGCCGCCCUGGUGGCCACCUCCUCUUUCUGCUCCUGUUCCUGCUGCCCUCAAUGCCUCCUGCCCGCGCACCAGCACCCUCGGGCCCCGCCGCUGCCGCCCUGCUCCAGGCUCUCGGGGUGCACGAAGUGCCCCGGGGCGUCCCCACGCCCCGGCCUGUGCCUCCUGUCAUGUGGCGCCUGUUUCGCCGCCGCGACCCCAGGGAGGCCAGAGCUGGGUACCCUCUGCGACCGUGCCACGUGGAGGAACUGGGGGUCGCCGGAAACAUCGUGCGCCACAUCCCGGACAGCGGUCUGUUCUCCAGAUCCCCAGGGCCCACCAGAACCUUGGGGCUGUGCCCCAAGUGGACUGUCACCUUCAAUUUGUCGGGCGUGGAGCCUGCCGAGCACCCAACACGUGCGCGUCUGGAGUUGCGCCUGGAGGCUGAGAACGAAGAUACGCACGGGUGGGAGCUAAGCGUGGCACUGUUGGCCAAGCAUCCCGGGCCUGAGCUGCUGCGCAUGCCUGUGGCACCGGGGCUGCUAGUACGCGCAGACCUACUGGGGGCCGCGGUAGCCGCUAACGCAUCGAUGCCCCGCACCCUGCGCCUGGCACUGGCGCUGCACCGUGGAGCCACCACCGUCUGCGCGCGGCUGGCCGAGGCCUCGCUGCUGCUGGUGACGUUAGACGCGCGCCUGUGUCCCCCGCCGCGGUUGCGGCGCCACUCCGAGCCUGGGGUGGGAGGUGGUCCAGGGGGCGCGUGUCGCACACGGCGGUUGCACGUGAGCUUCCGGGAGGUGGGCUGGCACCGCUGGGUGAUUGCACCUCGCGGCUUCCUGGCCAACUUCUGCCAGGGCGCGUGCACGCUGCCUGAAGCGCUACAGGGACCCGGUGGGCCGCCCGUACUCAACCACGCCGUGCUGCAUGCGCUCAUGCAAGCGGCCGCCCCUACUCAGGGCGCGGGCCCGCCCUGCUGCGUGCCCGCACGCCUGUCGCCCAUCUCCGUGCUCUUCUUCGACAACAGCGAUAAUGUGGUGUUGCGACACUACGAGGACAUGGUGGUGGACGAGUGUGGCUGCCGCUAACUACCCAGGACACCCUUGCAGGGACGGCCCCACGCGAAAGCAAGGACCAUUUGUUCAUGUUUUAUUGGUGACAAAAAGCUUAAAACAAAUUUGACCAAAAAUUAAGUUCCAUUGCGUUGGCGCAGGUGUGCCUGGGUAGGGGUCGGGUGGCCGCUGCGGGAGGUUGGGGGGCCGUGGCAGGGCGCCCAGCAAUGAGACCUCCACCCACGACGGGGAAGAACCCGAGGGCCGUCACGCAUUGGUCACGCUCAGGAGUUUGCCUGCGGCCUCUGAAGCUCAAACGCAAAACAAAUCCUCUGGCCAUGGUGCAGGCGGUGAUCCCAGGCUGCGGGGCUCAGGCUUCUUAGCGCGGCCUCUUCUUGCAUCUCCCAGGUCCACCACUAAGGUCUUAGAGACAACUGAUCAAAGUACUUCCCAUACUCCUUUGAAAGAAUUCUUGAAAAAAAAAAAAAAAAAGAAAACAAA